Cyprinodon variegatus (sheepshead minnow) is the source of this 2666-nucleotide messenger RNA. RefSeq names its product midnolin-A-like. Gene Ontology annotation, cellular component: nucleus. NCBI's taxonomy places the organism in Eukaryota, Metazoa, Chordata, Actinopteri, Cyprinodontiformes, Cyprinodontidae. The transcript is spliced from 7 exons. The record is from RefSeq and is a predicted model, not a curated record. Bases 421 to 1686 code for a protein of 421 amino acids.
UGGGGAGUAAAAAACAAACAUUGGUGGAGCCUCACAGAGUCAAAGCUACCUGAUUGGAUAAGAUGUUGCCUUAAAAUUGUGUCAGCUUUCACUGAUUGGCUGUGAGUUUCGAGGGGCGGGGCUUAUUCCUAACAGGGAUACGUACGUUUUACUCUUAGCUAAGCGCUGUUUAGGUCACACUCAGGAAGCUGUCACACAGUGCACUGUAAUUACAUCGUCAUUUUCCUGAGUUUUACAACAUUUGUUGCGUCGGAUGAAGCAAUUGGAAUGAGAAGUAAACAGAUAUCGUUUGUUGUUUUGUUUUAGUUAUUUUAAUCAAGGUUUAAUUUUAAAGACCGUCUGCAGCAGCAGCGGAGCUCCUGUAGCUUCACUACUCCUGAGCCUCUAGGCGGUGUUUGGGUGUCCAGCAGGUGGACACCGAUGCGUUUGACCGUCACUUCAACAACCGGCUUCCCGGUGGAGCUCAGUGUCCACCGGGGAGAGACUGCCGAGGGUCUGAGGAGGCUGAUCUCACAAAAACUGAGGCUGCAAACAGACAGGAUCAUAGUGGUUCAUAAAGACAGGCACCUGACUGCGGGGGCACUGGUGGAGCAGGGAGUGACAGAUGGCAGCAGAUUGACUCUGGUCCCUGUCAUUGAAACUGGUUCAGCGAAUUCAACUAAAGAGAGGACAGUGAUGAACACCUUGGAGAGUUUAACAGAGUCCCAGAUAAACGACUUUCUUUCUGGACGCCUGCCUCUAACCCUCAGCCUGGGAGCCGGUGCUCAUACAAUGUAUGUCCAGCUCCAAAUGACGCAGAAAGUGAGGGAGCUCCAGCGGAACAUGGACUCAAUAGUUCAGCCCAGAUGCACGCGUCAACCUGCAGAGAUGAACAAUAUGGACUUGCAUGAAUCUUCCUCUGAUGGAUCCUCCAUGGGAUUCAGCUGCUCAAAGACGUCCUCUCCACCUUUAGUUUCAGCUCAUUCUACAUCCCUGCUCCAACGCAGCACACAUAGACCCAGAACUGACUUCAUAUCUUCAACAAAUGCAGGAUCUGGUAGCUGCUCAUCUGCCUGCACACCUUGUCCAAUUUUGAAUCCUACACCUUCCUACAGUCUACCUCAUGCAGCUACACCAGUCUGUUCAUCCAGACCAUCGGGGUCUGAACCAGGACGCCUGAGUCCAGCACCAGCUUCAACCUUUGUAGAGGGCGAUGUUCCUGGACAGUUAAAGCCUCCAGGAGCUGUUAUUGACAGUGUUACGAGUCAUUCUCCAGGUGUCUUCUCUGGAACUUUCUCUGGGACCCUGGGCCCCUGCAGACACGGAGGCAUCAGUCAUCCCCGUCGUGGCAUUGCCAUAAUUCUCCAAAUCCUUAACGACCUGCUCAGAGCUGCCUGUCACCACCAGGGGGCGCUGCUCCCUCCUUUAUGUCAUCUCUGCACUGCCUCAAAGCUUCCAGGCAGCCAUCUCACUGCAGAGGAACCAUGCAAGCAAACAAACACACCUCCUAUAAGCCAAAGCACGGAACGCAGCGGGGAUGAGAGUCAUAUGCUGCACACCUCUGAAGAGGAGAAUAAAACGUUGCAUUCUAAGAUGGAGCGCCUUCAGCUUGUGAUGCAUCAGAGGCGGCGCCGCAGGGAGAUACGUAGGCGUUUGUUGGUCCAUGGAGCCCCUGGGCGAAACCAGCAUAGGCACCACCGUUCCUAGUGUUCUGCACUAAAGAAAUCCACUCACUGUGACUUCUUGUUGUGUCUCAUAGAGUAGCAGAGAGCAUUCCAUUUUACGCAGUAUAUAAAACCACACAGGUGUCUGUGUUUACAUUGAGGCAUCUGUUGAGCUACUUCACAUAAACAAAAGGGGUUGAAACCAGUUUUUUUUUACUUAGCAUGAAUGUUGAUGGCUCUUAUUGUAGCAUAUAACAUGACAAAAAGCUGAUUGUUUUUCUCUGAGGGCUGCUGUUGAAGAGGGUUUCUGCACUCGGAUUAUUUGUUUAAGCUGUAUGGGCCUUUGGGGCUUGUUAUUAACUCUUAUUACCAACAUGUAAGAGGCAGCAAAUCAGCGAUGGAAAUGUUUCAGGACUAAAUCUUUUGAGUCAUGAGUUGUGCCUUACAACAACAUGCAGUAUUUAAAUUCCUCCAUCACCGGUAUCAGUAUCCUAAGCUCAUAAAAUAUGCACAUGCUCCCUUUCUCGUCCUUAAAGGGACAGUUUAGGAUUUUUAAAAUUGAGGUUCUUUAAAACGUCACAGGUAGUUACUAUCUGACCUACUGUCGAUAACAAUCUUAUAAAUAAGAAUGUGGCCAAUAGCUUUGUAAUAAAAUGUUUAAUACCAAGAUCAUGUGUGCAGGUUAGAGUUAAAACCAAUUACAGUGUUUUAGAGCCUAAUUGGAAGAGUAGACAUCUUCCAAUGCACAUUUUGACUCCAGAUUCCUCCUGUUCCGUGCCCAUGAGCAAGGAACUUAACUCCAAGCCACAUGCUGAUCUGCAUAUUGGUGUUUGAAUGUUUCAGUGUGAUUAGGUCAAUAUGGUUGUGGUGUAAAAUGCUCUGAGCUGGCAGCAUGACUAGAAGAGUGCUUCAUAAAUUCAGUCUGUUUAUGGUGAAAGUGACCCAGAGGGAUAAAGACAUUUGAAAAUGUUUUUAGAUAUUCCAAUAAAUAUCCACCUAAACAACCUUGCUGUUUUUCAGCAC